Rhizophagus irregularis DAOM 181602=DAOM 197198 is the source of this 215-nucleotide messenger RNA. NCBI's taxonomy places the organism in Eukaryota, Fungi, Glomeromycota, Glomeromycetes, Glomerales, Glomeraceae. The record is from RefSeq and is a predicted model, not a curated record.
CUUUUUAAAAUUAUUAAUUACAAAAAAGAUAAAAAAUCCGAUAUUUAUAGUUUAGGCGUUCUAUUAUGGGAAAUUUCAAGUGGUCAUCCUCCUUUUCUUGGAUAUUCACGACUUUUAUUAGGUUCUCAUAUUAGUUAUCAGAAUCUUAGGGAAAAACCAAUUGAAGGUACACCUUUGAAAUAUCAACAACUUUAUGAAAAAUGUUGGAAUGGUGA